CCCCCCCCCGCCUCCCUCUCCCUCCUUGCCACCUCGCAAUCUUGUCGACCAAGAGCAGUAUCAUGUCCUCCGACUACCCCUCCUUCAAGGAGGUCUACGGGUCACCGUGGUUCUUCCUGCGGACCAUCUUCCCCGACCUGGUUGGCCUGCUGAUCAUCGGUGUCAGUUAUAUUAUCACAUACUUCCUCCUGCCGUUGCAUGAGCGCCCCCUCCCGGGCGAGAUCCCCCCGCCGGAGACUUGGCUGCCGGUGGCCGAGCCGGAGCGCGUGCCCAACGCCAUGCUCAUCAUCAUUUGCCUUGUAUGCCCGACUCUGAUUGUCCUGCUUGGAUCCCUCAUGCGCCACCUCCGCCGCCGCCGCCCGGACAUCGUUGAGGCCAUCAUCUGCUUCGCCACCAUCGUCGGUAUCACUCUGCUGGCCACCCACAUUUUCAAGGAGUAUGUCGGCCGCUUCCGGCCGGACUUCUGGUCUCGGUGCAUGUACGACGCCGUCACCAAGACCUGCACCGGGGCCAAGGAGAUCGUCGAUGAGGGCCGCCGGUCCUUCCCCUCCGGCCACUCGUCUUUCUCCUUUUCGGCCCUCGGCUUUGCCGGGCUCUACAUCUACGAGAACAUCGAUCUCCUGAGCAACGACCUGAUCCCCUGCGGUCGCCGUGCCGGGCUCGGCAGCCGCGGCUUCGGCCUUCGUGCCGUGUUGGCCUCCAUCCCCUUCGUCGGUGCUGGCCUCAUCGCCCUCAGCCGUGUCGUCGACAAUCGCCACCACCCGGGCGACAUCCUGGCCGGUGGUAUCCUCGGCUUGAUUGUUCUCUUCGUCGUGUUCUACUCUUACUUCCCCGUCGAGCGCCAUUACAACCGCCCCCCCCAGGAUUAUCGGUUUCUGUCGCCCUCCGAGGACGGUUUCCCCCUGAACUCUCUCGGCGAUCGUAGCUCCGGCUCCAACAUUUCCCCCGUCUAGACGGCGAGACUGCCUUCUUUCUUUCUCCCUCUCUCCCUCCCUCCCUCUCCUUUCCUCCUCCUCCCCUCUGCCUUCAUUCCCCUUCCUCUCCCCCUCCGACCACCCGCGCGCACUCAGGUGCUCAUGGUUUCUGAACUUGUGUGAUCUUCUUCUCCUUUGUCCUUGAUUAUCGCCUCCCUCCCCUCCCCCCGCUGCUGUCGUCCCGCCUCCGGUGCAGUGCCGCCUUCCUCCUGCCUCUCCCUUCUCCUUGGUGUGUGGGUCGAAUCACUCCCAUUUGGCAGAAUGUCGACACCCUGUGGACCGGCGCCCUCGCUUUCCCGCCUCCGGCAGCCAUAUGCCCCUCCCUGAGCUCUUCGCCUUGGUGGUGGUGGUGGUGGUGGUG
Messenger RNA from Fonticula alba, 1335 nucleotides. RefSeq lists its product as hypothetical. Gene Ontology annotation, biological process: phospholipid metabolic process. The record is from RefSeq and is a predicted model, not a curated record. Lineage: Eukaryota; Rotosphaerida; Fonticulaceae. The transcript is spliced from 3 exons. Bases 63 to 953 code for a protein of 296 amino acids. Gene Ontology annotation, molecular function: phosphatidate phosphatase activity.